Messenger RNA from Chenopodium quinoa (quinoa), 3284 nucleotides. Its product is annotated as probable serine/threonine-protein kinase PBL23. NCBI's taxonomy places the organism in Eukaryota, Viridiplantae, Streptophyta, Magnoliopsida, Caryophyllales, Amaranthaceae. Gene Ontology annotation, biological process: protein phosphorylation. Gene Ontology annotation, molecular function: ATP binding; protein kinase activity. The record is from RefSeq and is a predicted model, not a curated record. The transcript is spliced from 5 exons. Bases 1286 to 2590 code for a protein of 434 amino acids.
CAACCACCGACUCCAAACCGCCCAGCCACCAACUCCAAAUUAAACCACUAUAGUUCCUUGCUCAGCCCAAAUAAUCGCACACACAACGUAGCCCACAAUACCAUACAACCACCAUCACCACCAUUCACCUUAAACCUUCAGCUGCAGCUCAAUUAGUCAAAGCCAAGGUUCGUUUUGAUGUCAAUAAAGUAAAUGGAAUUUGAUCCUAAUUCUUUAGUACAACUUUUUAAAAUUUUAAUCAAGUAAACUAGUUGAUUAUCCAUUAAUGGACUUUUAAUGAAUUAAACAUGCUUACAAUCGACUUUAAUUAGAAGAAACAUCAUUGUAAUUUGUAAUCCUUUCUUGUUGAGUAAAUAUUUAGUUGUUUUGUUUGAACAAAUUUUUACAAGCUGAAGGAAAGGAGUCCCAGCUAAAAACAGUUUCAAUGCUUCAUGUCAUGCAUAAUAAGACCAAUUUGGUAUACUGAGUAAAAAUAUUGGUAACAGUGUCCAAGAUUUUGCAUAUGUUACGCCAUCAACAAAACUGUUCAAUUUUAAGACUGGUAGAUCAACCUAUAAAAUACGGAGUAUAAGAAACCAAGAAGAAAAUAUAUGUGAGAAUCAAGGUCGGCUCAGGGGUUGAAGGCUCUCCUUCUACUCCUAUGAGAGGGGCAUAGAAAAAUUAAAAAGAGGAAAAAAAAAAUGUAUGUAAUGUAGGGCAAAGGAAGUUCUGCCACUUUUUUCUCACGCAUUUAUUUUAAAUAUGUAUUUUCUAAUAUCAGGAAGAAAGAAAAAAAAUUGCUAAAUAUAGACAUCAGAUGAGAUCCAACCUUUUCAUUUUCCAACUAAUUUGCUUAUGAAAAUCUCAAACAACUGUAUUCAUUCUAUUAUCUAACCAACACCUUGAAAAGCCGUUAAAAACAGGUAAGAGUAAAAUAAUUACCUUGAGAAAAUUUAGGCCUUUGAUUUUCCAAUUCUGCAAAUUUGCAAAAAAUCAGGGCAGUGGUUUUUCCAGAAUCCAUUUUUGUAUGGGUUUGCAAAGUUGGGACAAACUUGGGGAAGGGGCGGAACGAGGGAAGAGAGGAGGAAGAAACCAGUAGAACAACAAAAUUACUGGAAUAAAACUUCUCUCUUCCCUGAGAAAACCGGAAAUUUAACCUUUCGAUCCUUCAUUUCCCUUCCCUUCCCUUCCCCCUCUAAGGAUCUGUGGGGGUUCACCGCCACCUCCCGUUGCCUAUCACCAACAUUGCGGUUGAUGACUCGGAGAAUAAUUUCCAUUACCAUACAUUGUUUGACAUUGUCUAGCAAUGAGUUGUUUUUCAUGUUGCGGAACACUAGCCAAAAAUAAUGAUGAGAAAGAGGUACCUGCAGAAGAGCAGCAAAAUGAAACGGAGGAAACCGGUGGUGAACCUGUUGUUAAGCCAUCAAUCGCAAGUAAAAGAGCAUCAAUAAUGGCAUCAAUAAGGGCCUCUUUAAAGGCUAGCGUCAAGGACAUCCUAUUAGUCAAAUCCAAAUUGUCAUUCGCAAACAUAUCUUUCAAAACAGACAGCAGCAGGCACAGAUACAUUCAAGAAGAGAUAGCUAAAUACGGAAAGGGGAACAUCACCGCCAAGAUAUUCACCUAUAGGGAACUAUGUGAUGCAACUAACAACUUUAGAUCUGAGAAUUUACUCGGCGAGGGUGGCUUUGGUACGGUUCACAAGGGAUACGUAGACAGCUUAAAGCAGGUUGUCGCAGUAAAACAGCUAGAUAGAAAUGGAUUCCAAGGGAACAAAGAGUUCCUUGUAGAAGUUUUGAUGUUGAACCUUCUUCACAAUCCUUACCUUGUGAAUUUGGUAGGAUAUUGUGCUGAAGGCCCUCAAAGACUUUUAGCGUACGAGUUUAUGGAAAACGGAUCCCUUGAGGAUCACCUUCUUGAACUAAAACCAAACAGGAAGCCGUUAACUUGGAAGACCAGAAUGAAGAUUGCAGCAGGCGCAGCAAAAGGUCUCGAGUACCUUCAUGAUAUUGCCAACCCGCCAGUAAUUUACAGGGACUUCAAAGCAUCAAACAUACUACUAGACAAAAAUUUUAACCCAAAGCUCUCAGAUUUCGGCCUGGCAAAGUUAGGCCCCACAGGAAACGAGACCCACGUGAGUACAAGGGUUAUGGGAACAUAUGGCUACUGCGCCCCAGAAUAUGCAUCAACAGGCCAACUGACAACAAAGUCUGAUGUCUAUAGUUUCGGGGUUGUGUUCCUUGAGAUCAUCUCCGGGAGGAGAGUCAUCGAUACUAACAGAUCAAGUGAAGAGCAGAAUCUAGUGCUUUGGGCACAGCCUUUGUUCAAAGACAAGAGUAAGUUUCACUUAAUGGCCGACCCUUUACUAGAGGGUGACUAUCCAAUGAAGAAUCUCUACCAAGCACUAGGAAUUGCAGCUAUGUGUUUACAAGAAGAAGCUAGCACACGCCCUUACAUCAGUGACGUGGUUAUUGCACUUGAAUAUCUAUCUACAGAAAAAUCUGUGAACUUGGAGGAUUAUGAAGAAGAAGGAGAUGACGAUGAUGAAGCAAAAGAUGGGGGAGAGAGUGACCAGCUAGGCAACGGCACAGCAAAAGAAGGAAAAAAAAGCUGACACAAUGACAUCUUCAGGUGCUAGAUUUUUUAGGUUAUGCUACAAUGCCUACAAAUCUACAAUUGUACAGAAAUUUCCUGAAUGUCUUCUAUCGAUGUACCCACUUUCCAUUUUAAGGCAUCUUAUUUGAUGUUGCCAACUUAUACUUUAGGGUCGUUUGGUUCAUUAGGGAAGUGUAAAUUCCCAUGAAAUUUCAAUUUGUGGGAAAUAAAUUCCAUCAUCAAAAUCAUGGGAAUUCAACAAAUUUGUUUGGUUAAAAAUGGAGGCAGUAAAUUUCCAUGGGAAUUUCAACUUACCAAGGGGGGUAAGGUAAGUGAAUUCCCAUGUUUUGUGGGAAGUCAAAAUUCCCAUGAAUUUUGAUUGCCCCCAUUUUAACUUUUUUGUGUCAACCAAACAAGAGGGUGAAAAUGAAAUUCAUGUGAAUUUUGACUUCCCACAAAAUUUUUAGCAAACCAAACAAGGCCUUUAUUCUAUUCUUGGCAAUCAAAAUUUACCAUCUUUUUUACAAUAAUUACACCUUUUUCACCUUCUCUUACUUAAUUCACUUUUUUGUAAUACCUACCCACUUUUUUUGCACUCUCUACUUUAUGAGUUUAUGUACAUUUUUCUUACAUUCACUCACCUUUCCUAGAAAUAAUAAUCUACAGUAACUGGGUACAUUAAAAGAAACUGGAGGGAGUUAUAUUAGCACCUG